UCCUCUUUGGUUCUGUGGAAUUGUACGCAAGUAGUCCUAUUAUUUAUAAAAUUAAAGUAUUUUAAAAUUAUUAUGUAUUCGUUGCAUUUUGUGAGUUUUAGAUAAUAUCAAUUAAAUUUGAUAACUAUGGUAAUAUUGUAUUAAAUUCGUUUUGUUGUUUGCCGCUUGAUUUAUGAGUUGUGUAGAAGUUAUCAAAGUGAAUGUUGCAAUUUUACUUCAAAUUAUUUAGUUUUCAAACAACACUGAAUACUUCACACCGUCAAAUAUGUUUAGAAGGCUUUAUAAUAUGUUUAACAAAUUCUUAUUAACAUAAGUCUUUAAGAAAUUCAAAUAGAUGAAAUGCUUGUCAUUAAAUUAUUUUCCAUAAUCUUGUUAACUUGAAGAUGUCUGACGACCAACAGUCACCUACAGAAAUUAUUCAGGGUAUUGGGGAUGUGAAGUUAAAACAAGAUGAAGGUGAUAUGGAUGAUGAUAUUUCCGCAAAGAUGACAGCAUCAUAUAGUGAAAUAUCAUUUCACUCAGAUAAUGGACAAUCCGAUGAUAUUGUUAAGCCUGGUCCAUCAAGACCUUACAACUUACCCUCGGAAAAUCGUAAACAAGAUAAAAUGCCAUUAGACAUAGAUGGUCAUGUCCGAUAUGAGGGUGAUAUGACUCACUACGUGGCUGACAACUUAGAAUUUAAGAUUAAGCUUUCAAGUCCAGUUACAAAGAAAGGAGAAACUCCAGUUUUCGGCAGCUCAAGUGCUUCAAGAUCAAGCACACCAUCUGGAAAAUUGUAUAGACAAAUAUUGGCACCACAGAUAGGACAAAUUGAUAUUACAGUUUUAAAUGACUUAGAACAUGAAGCCCAAAAGAUAGCUCAAUCUGUUGAUAACCUAAUAGAGAAUCUUUCAAGUAUUUUGCACUCAAAUUCCUCACUCACUGCAGAAAAUAUGGAUGUAUAUAAAGAUGCAGUUGGUAAAACAUGUGACGCAAUGGAUAAUAAUAUAAAAAGUAUGUACACAAUCCUAGCUAAAGGUGAGGAAGUAUCGCAGUCUAUGGUACCUGUAGAAGCACAGGCUGCUCGGAUAGCAGAAAUAAAGAGAUUGUUACUAAUGUUUGAAAGUAAUUUUUAACAUGUGAUAGAAAUAGAGUAAUUUGUUGUUAUUUUUUCUCCUGUUAGUUUAUAUAUAUUUAACAUUAACUUGUAUUAUAAUUUAUUCAUGUGGGAUUUGAACGACCCAACACUGACCAAAGCUAAACAUCCCAAUUUGCACAUGAUCCAUUUUAAGCUUUUAGGGUAAAUGUUGUUAUGGAAUUCAAGGAAGCCUUUCAACACCAAAAGAGUUGGAGUUUUAUGAAAUAAUGGGAAUCUAAUGAGAAAAGUAUUUAUUGUAAAAAUAUGAACCUUAUUUAUCUAGCCAUAAUUCCAGCAAUAUGAAAAUAAAGUUUACAUGGUAUA
Leptidea sinapis is the source of this 1441-nucleotide messenger RNA. It is a transcript of the gene BORCS6, whose product is annotated as BLOC-1-related complex subunit 6. The transcript has a single exon. Gene Ontology annotation, cellular component: BORC complex. Gene Ontology annotation, biological process: lysosome localization. The record is from RefSeq and is a predicted model, not a curated record. NCBI's taxonomy places the organism in Eukaryota, Metazoa, Arthropoda, Insecta, Lepidoptera, Pieridae. Bases 384 to 1115 code for a protein of 243 amino acids.